Messenger RNA from Arachis stenosperma, 1773 nucleotides. RefSeq lists its product as uncharacterized. Bases 371 to 976 code for a protein of 201 amino acids. NCBI's taxonomy places the organism in Eukaryota, Viridiplantae, Streptophyta, Magnoliopsida, Fabales, Fabaceae. The record is from RefSeq and is a predicted model, not a curated record. The transcript is spliced from 2 exons.
CUUUUCAUACAUGGGUUAAAAUAUAGUCUAAUCUAGGAAUUUAUUUAGUAAUAAGCAAUUUUUAGGGUUAAAUACUUUUUCAUCCCUAAUGUCUUGGGUCAAAAUUAAAAUUAAAAUCGUUUCCGACUUUUUUUUUAUUAAAGUUGUGUUGGAACACCAUAGAAGUGAAGAACUAAAAAUUUAGAGGAAAUUGUUAGAGUUGGGAUGGGAUGCGGUGAUAAUGAUGCCACAGAGGCUACGAGAAGCAGAUCAUGACAAGGAUAGAAAUGUAUUUGCUAUUGAAGAUUUGGAUGAGUGGCAUGAGGAUUUUUUGAAAACGCGAACGGAUAUUCCUGUGGUGUAUCCGGCAGUUAUGGUAAGUGAGUAAUCUAUGAAAUCUCAAAUAAUCAGUAACGAAGCAAUCUCUGAAAGAACGGAGACUUGUGAAUAUGGGGAUAAACGAAAAGAAGGAGUUGAUCUGGUGUUGAACAAAAGUUCAAUUGGGGCUGGGUUGAAGCAUAUAAGGCCCAAUAUGUUAGUGGGGUGUGGCGGCGAAGUGAUUGUAUGGUGCGACGAAAAGUACGUCAUUGUGCGUCUUAAAAGGGCCACCUUGCUGGCUGCUGCGAGCGACGGUGAAGAGAGGGGCGUGGCUAGUCAUGGAGUUCACAAAUGGAUUGAUGCCACGGUUAAUAGCGCCGAUGAGGCAGAUCUAGGAGAAGUGCAGAAGUCAGCUGCUAGUGGCGGAGGUGAUAAUGUCCACAUUGAACUUGAUGGCGUGGAGGGCAGGGAGGAGCGUGAAGCUCCUUAUGCACUCGACGAGCAGAAUCAAACCGGAAAAGAGAUUGGCGGAGGUGUGGAGAAUUGUUCGAACAACACAGCGAAAAAAAAUAUUCAACCAAGUGUAGUUAAUGAGAUCCACGCUAGUUUGGACGAGAGUGAUAAGCAGCAUGUUGGCAUAAGUCUGAUGAGGGUGAUGCAGUGCAAGAUUCAGAUUUAGAGGAUGAGAAUACAGUGGUGCAGAAAAUUAGGUUGAAUGAUGAAGGGGUUGUAAGGAACUUGGAAGAUUCGGAGGACUCAGAGUAGGAUGCAGAUGGUGAAACUAAUCAAGAUGAAUACGAAGGAAGUUGGGAUAAAGAUAUGGCUGAAAAUAGGGUUGCUUAGAAUCUGGCUGUCGAAUCAGAAGCUGUUUUACAUGACGAAGAUGAGGACAUUAUGACUAUUCUCCAAACUCAAAAUGAAGUAUUGGCACAAAAAAAAAGAGACAAGCAAAACAGAUAGAGAAAGCAAGAAGGUGUCGCUCCAAAAACCAAAAUAAGUUUGCUUGGUGUAUGGUGCGCAUACAAGGGAAGAGAAGCUUGCUGUGUGGGAAGAGUUGAGUUUUUUUAUCGGAAAUAUGUCAGGUUCCUCUUUGCUACAUGGGUGUCUUCAAUGAGGUUGUGCAGUUAGAAGAAAGAAAAGGCACUAGUGUGUUAACAGCAUUAUCAAACUGGUGGAUAUAAAGUUAAAUGACUGUAAGUUUACGUAGUUUAGGGGAUCAAUCAUGCAGUCAAAUUAAUAGAAUAUUGGUGAAUUUGGUUUCAUUGUUAUCAUUUGGAGUACUUGGUUGAAAAUGAAUGACAGAAUUUUCAGGAAUCAAGAAUCAGAUGUUGCAGGAAUAGUUAACGGGUUGAUUAAGAGUUAUAAAGAGUGGAAUGAUAUUUGAUCUUUUAGGUUAUUGAUGGCUUUUGUUAAAGAUAAUUAAGAAUUAAUUUAUUUUAUUUAUGAGUACUUUUCUAUUAAAACGUUGAUGUUCCA